CAAUUAAACGCAAGCAACCUCAAAACCCAUCGCCGCCCCAUCCUCAGUCCCCUGUGCAUCUCGCCACAGCCUGACAAACUAACACCGCCGGAGCUUUUGUCCGUGUCUCUAGGUCAUUGACCUAUUCGGUCAACCAUACGCCGCCUAGCUUAACUUUCACCACGGCCUGAGCUGCAACUUUUGUUUUGUUUUUUUGCGUCAUCUUCUUCGUUGCAGUGCCUAUUUGCUUGUUAUGCUUUUAGCCUCUUUAAGGGCUACUUUAACACUGCAUGCGACGGCAAGGUUUGGACGGUUCGUUUCUGUAGCUUAUAACAGCACCGCUGUCGGCGGUCUAGGCUGUUUCAGAACCAUGGGUAAACUUGGAUCUGAUUGUGGUUCUAGAUUGGAUGCUUCCUCGAGCUCAGAAAACAAAGAAACUUCCUCAAAUGUUCAGUCCACACCGGAAAUUGAGAAAAAGUACGUCCAUCGUGUAUAUGAUGCAAUCGCCCCACAUUUCAGUUCAACUAGGUUUGCCAAGUGGCCGAAAGUGUCCGUUUUUUUAAAUUCAUUACCAGUGGGUUCACUUGUUUUAGAUGCCGGUUGUGGAAAUGGAAAGUACCUGGGGUUGAAUCCUAAUUGCUUCUUCAUUGGUUGCGAUAUUAGUGCUCCACUGAUAAACAUAUGUGGCGAUGGGGGACAUGAGGUAUUAGUUGCAGAUGCUGUGAAUCUCCCUUAUAGAUCUGGCUAUGGUGAUGCUGCAAUUUCAAUCGCAGUCUUACACCACUUAAGCACUGAAACAAGGAGGAGGAAAGCUGUUGAAGAAUUAAUACGCACAGUUAAAAAGGGAGGACUUGUUUUAAUCACGGUUUGGGCUAGGGAACAGGAGGAUGGAUCAUUGGUUAAAAAAUGGACACCUCUUACAGAUAAAUAUCUGGAUGAAUGGGUAGCAUCAAACGGUCCUCAGGUCCGAUGUUCUUCACCUCGCUCCUUAGCAAGCAUCCCAGAGUCUGAGGACAAUGGCCAUUUGGUUUCUGGAACUGGAAAGGAUUCUUCUAUAGAUGAGCAGCAGGAGUAUUUUGUUCCUUGGCAUUUACCUUAUCAUCGAGCUGAAAUAAGUGGAGCCUCUGCGUGUGCCCUUGCAAGCGGAUUGGCAAAGAAAGACGAUAAGAAGGGGGCUGUUGUGUAUAACAGAUAUUACCAUGUCUUUAGUGAAGGUGAACUUGAAAGGUUGGUAUCAGGAUUGGAUAAUGCAGUCAUUGCUGAUAGAUUCUAUGAUAAAUCAAAUUGGUGCAUUGUCCUUGAGAAAAUAUCUUGAAAUGAACAUUUACAAGCUUAUAUUUACUUGUGUGGGGAACUUGCAGUGAGGGCUUCUCAUAUCUUGAUAUCUACAGGGUCAAGAAAACUGUUGAGCGUUUCUCGAAAAAAAAAAAAAAAAAAAAAAAAAAAAUGUUGAGCGGUUAUGAAACUAGAUAACUCUGUUUUGCUUGCCCAUGGCAUUGUUGUAUGGAGCUACUAAUUGCCCAACUACGACUUGGAAUGUGAAUUUGUUGUGCAUUAAUCAUUUAAACAAUUUUAC
Molecule: messenger RNA, 1555 nt
Organism: Cuscuta epithymum
Lineage: Eukaryota; Viridiplantae; Streptophyta; Magnoliopsida; Solanales; Convolvulaceae
Source: the annotation of a GenBank genome assembly